Nerophis lumbriciformis (worm pipefish) is the source of this 1065-nucleotide messenger RNA. Lineage: Eukaryota; Metazoa; Chordata; Actinopteri; Syngnathiformes; Syngnathidae. The record is from RefSeq and is a predicted model, not a curated record.
AUGUCAUCACACUUACAGAGAAUGGGAGAGAAGGUGUUGGUCACAGGCGGUGCAGGCUACAUUGGGAGUCACUGUGUGCUGGAGCUUAUUGAAGCAGGAUAUCAGCCCAUUGUGGUUGACAAUUUCAGCAAUGCUGUGAAAGGAGAAGGUGGGAUGCCGGAGAGUAUACUUAGGAUCGAGAAGUUACUUCACACCAAUAUUGAGUUUCAUGAACUUGACCUUCUGGACAAAGCCGCCCUGGAUGGACUUUUCAAAAAGCAUUCUUUCUUCGCUGUGAUGCACUUUGCUGGCCUGAAGGCUGUCGGAGAGUCCUUGCAACAGCCUUUACGCUACUACAGGGUCAACCUUUCCGCUUCCAUGAACCUGCUUGAGGUGAUGCAGGCUCACGGAGUGCACAAUUUGGUGUUUAGCAGCUCAGCCACAGUUUACGGUGAGCCCCAGCGCCUGCCCAUUGACGAGGAGCACCCCGUUGGCAACUGUACCAACCCUUAUGGCAAGACCAAGUACUUCAUAGAAGAGAUGAUUAAGGACCACUCCAAAGCCGAAAAGAAUUGGAAUUCUGUGUUGCUGCGAUAUUUCAACCCCAUCGGUGCUCAUGUCUCUGGUCUCAUCGGAGAGGACCCUCAGGGUAUCCCCAACAAUUUAAUGCCAUAUAUCGCUCAGGUUGCUGUCGGGAGAAGGGAGUGCCUUAGUGUAUUUGGAGAUGACUAUGACACACUUGAUGGGACAGGUGUGAGAGAUUAUAUUCAUGUUGUUGAUUUGGCUAAGGGACAUAUAGCUGCGCUGAAGAAACUGAAGGACGACUGCGGGUGCAAGAUUUACAACCUCGGAACAGGAACAGGCUAUUCUGUGCUUCAGAUGGUAAAUGCUAUGAGGAAGGCGUCUGGAAAGGAAAUUCCCUACAAGAUAGCUCCACGUCGAGGAGGAGAUGCAGCAUGUUGUUAUGCUGACGCUGGUCUGGCUGAGAAGGAACUUGGCUGGAAGGCUGAGUUUGCACUGGAAAGAAUGUGUGAGGAUCUCUGGCGCUGGCAGUCGAUGAACCCUACCGGAUUUUCAACUUCCUGA